This is a messenger RNA of Tupaia belangeri chinensis (Chinese tree shrew), 6995 nucleotides long. Its product is annotated as mucin-6-like. The record is from RefSeq and is a predicted model, not a curated record. The transcript is spliced from 3 exons. Lineage: Eukaryota; Metazoa; Chordata; Mammalia; Scandentia; Tupaiidae. Bases 67 to 6420 code for a protein of 2117 amino acids.
UACACCCCCAGUAGUCCCCACACACCUUUCACCACACACUCCUCAACCACACUUUCUGUCUCAGCCAUGACUCACACCACAGGUUCCCACACAGGGACACCCUUCAAGACCACCACCAUCCUUCCAUCUCCAUCUGGCCCUCAUACCACACUUUCUACUCUUGUUCCUACAUUUUCUACCUCCUCAGUCACUCCAUCCACUCACCGAGUCAUCACACCUACCUACCAGCAGACUUUCUCUUCCUCCAAACCUACAAGCAUCAUUCUCCCAACCACCUCAGUCCAAGGGACAGGUCCCACACACUCAGUCCCACCUCUGACAAGCACCACAGGUGGGACCAGCCAUGCCCACAGCCCAUUCAGCACAGCCAAAACCUCCACAUCUUUGGUGUCACAAACAACACACCAUGUAUCCACAACUGUGUCCGCCACCAGUGGCACUCCCAAGUCCACUAGUAGGGGUACUGGUACCCCAGUGGCACAUACCAGUUCCUCCACCCCUGGUAGUUCCCACACCUAUUUCACCACACACUUGCCAUCCACACUUUCUAUCUCUUCCAUGUCAGAAACCACUGGAACCACCUCAGGGACAUCUUUUAGGACUACCACCAUCCUUCCAUCUCCAUCUGGUCCUCUAACCACACUUACUACUCUCAUUCCCACAUUUUCUACUUCCUCGGUCACUCCGUCCACUCACCAAGUCAUCACACCUACCCACCAACAGACCUCUUCUGCCUCAACACCCAAGCCAACAAGCACCAUUCUCCCAACCACCUCACUCCAAGGCACAGGUUCGAUACACUCAGUCCCACCACAAACAGGCAUCACAACAGCGACCAGCCAGACUCACAACUCAUUCAGCACAGCCAUAAUCUCUACUUCCAUGGUGUCCCACACAUCCCACCAAAAAUCCACAUCAACAUCUGUUUCCACCAUCACUCCCAAGACAAGUGGAGGAACUGGGACCCCAGGUGCACACAGCUCCUCUACUACCCCUAGCAGUCCACACACCCGUUUCACCACAGUCUCCUUGCCUACGCUUUCUAUAGCAACCACACCACACACCACCAGUCCCCCAUCUGGGACAUCUUCCCUGACCACCAGCAUUUCUCCAUCUCCUUCAGACCUGCAAACCUCAUUUCCCACUCUUGUCCCCACAAUGUCUACUUCUUCGGUCACUCCAUCCACUCACCAAGUCGUCACAUCUACCCACCAACAGACCUUUUCUGCCUCAACACCCAAGUCACCAGGUACCAUUCUCCCAACCUCCUCAGUCCAAAGCACAGGUCCCACAUUUUCAGUCCCACCACACACAGGUACCACAAAAGGUACCAGCCAUACUCACAGUCCAUUCAGCACAGUCAAAACCUCUACUUUCACGGUGUCACACACCCCCCACCACAAAUCCACAUCCGCAUCUGCUUCUACCAUCAUUCCCAAGACCACAAGUGGUGGAACUGGGACUCCAGGUGUACACACCAUCUAUACUACCCCUAGCAGUCCACACACCUCCUUCACCACACUCUCUUCACCCACUUUUUCUGUAUCAACCAGUCCCCUGUCAGGGACAUCCUUCAAGACCACCACAUUUCCAUCUCCAUCUGGCCCACACACCACACUUCCCACUCUUGUUCCCACAUUAUCUACCUCCUCAGUCACUCUGUCUACUCAUCGAGUCAUCACGCCUACACAGCAACAAACCUUCUCUGCAUCCACCCCCAAGCCUACAGGCACCUUAAUUCCAACAACCUCUGACCAAGGCACAGGUCCCACACACUUGUCUCCACCACACACACAAACCACAAAGGGGACUAGCUUUACCAACAGCCCAUUCAGCACAGCCAAAACCUCUAUUUCCCCAGUGUCACACACACCCUACCACAAAUCCACAUCAGCAUCUGCUUCUACUAUCACUCCCAAGACCGCAAGUGGAGGAACUGGGACUCCAGGUGCACACACCUCCUCUACCACCCCUAGCAGUCCACACACCCCUUUCACCACACCCUCCUCACCUACACUUACUGUAUCAGCCACACCAUACACCACCAGUCCCCCAUCCGGGACAUCCUUCCUGACCAGCACCAUUCUUCCAUCUCCUUCUGGCCCACAAACCUCACUUCCUACUCUUGUUCCCACAUUUUCUACCUCCUCAGUCACUCCAUCCACUCACCGAGUCAUCACACCUACCUACCAACAGAACUUAUCUGCCUCCACGCCCAAGCCAACAGGCACCAAUAUCCCAACCACCUCAGUCCUAGGCACAGGUCCUACACACUCAGUUCCACCACUGACGAGCACCACCAGUGGGACCAGCCAUGCCCCUAGCCCAUUCAGCACAGGAAAAACCUCUACUUCUCCAGGGCCUGAAACACCCCACAGCAAAACCACAGCAGCCUCUCUCACCACGAUUACUUCCAUGCCCACUAGUACAGAAACUGGAACCCCAGUGGUGCACACAAGCUCCACCACCCCCCAUAACCCCCACACCCCUUUCACCACACACUUAUCCACACUUUCUGUCUCAGCCAUGCCACACACCACUGGAACCUCCUCAGGAACAUCCUUCAAGACCACUACCAUCCUUCUAUCUCCAUCUGGCCCUCUAACCACACUUCCUAUUCUUGUUCCCACAUUUUCUACCUCCUCGGUCACUCCCACCAGUGAAAGAGUCAUCACAUCUACCCACCAACAGACAUUUUCCAGCCCCACUCUGAAACCAACAGGCACCUUUAUUCCAACUACUUCAGUCCAAGGUACAAGUCCCAUACGCUCAUCUCCACAACCCACAGGCACCACAAAGGGGACCAGCCAGACCCACAGCCUAUUUAGCACAGCCAAAACCUCUACUUCCACAGUGUCAUUAACGUCUCAAGAAACAUUCACAUCCGCAUCUGCUACCACCAAAACUCCCAAUCCCACAAGUAGAGGAACUGGGACCCCAGUGGCCCACACCAGCUCCGCCACCCCCAGCAGUCUCCACACCCCUUUCACCACAUAUUCUCCAUCCACACUUUCUGUCUCUUCCACACCACACACCACUGGUCCUCCCUCAGGGACAUCCCUCAAGACCACCUCCAUCUUUCCAUCUCCAUCUGGCCUUUACACUACACUUUCUACUCUCGUUCCCACAUUUUCUGCAUCCUCUGUCACUCCCACUUCUCACCGAGUCCUCACAACUACCCACCAACAGAUCUUUUCCACCUCCACCCCUAAGCCAACAGGCACCAUUCUGCCAACUACAUCAAUCCAAGGCACAGGUCUCACAGACUCAUCCCCACCACACAUGGGCACUACCAAAGAGACCACCCAAAUUCACAGCUCAUUCAGCACAGCUAAAACCUCUACUUCCUCAGUAUCGCAAACCACCCUCCAUAAAACCACAUCAGCAUCUGCCACCACCAUCACUCCCAAGUCCACAAGUAGAGAAACUGGGACGCCAGAGUUACACACUAGUUCUGCCACCUCCAGCAGUCCCUACACUCCUUUUACCACACACUCCUCAUCCACGCUUUCUAUCUCAGUCACACCUCAUACCACUGGUCCUAUCUCGGGGACUUCCUUCCAGACCACCACCAUCUUUCCAUCUCCAUCUGGCCCUCACACGACAGUUCCUACUCUCAUUCCCACAUUUUCUACCUCCUCAGUCACUCCAUCCACUCACCGAGUCAUCACACCAACUAACCAACAGACCUUAUCCACCUCCACCUCCAAGCCAACGGGAACUAUUCUCCCAACUACAUCAGUCCAAGGCACAGGUCCCACACACUCAGUCCUACCACUGACAGUAUCCACUCAUGGGACCAGCCAAGCCCCAAGCCCAUUCAGCACAGAGAAAACCUCUGCUUCCACAAGGCCUGAAACACCCCACCACAAAAUUACAUCAGCAUCUGCCACCACCAUCACUCCCAGGUCCACGAGUAGAGAAACUGGGACCCCAGAGAUGCACACUAGUUACACCACUCCCAAUAGUCCCCACACUUCUUUUACCACACACUCCUCACCCACAUUUUCUGUCUCAGCUACACCUCACACAACUGGUCCUAUCUCGGGGACUUCCUUCCAGACCACCACCAUCCUUCCAUCUCCAUCUGGCCCUCACACCACACUUCCCACUCUCAUUCCCACAUAUUCUACCUCCUCAGUCACUCCACUGACUCACAGUGUCAUCACACCUACCCACCAAGAGACGUUUUCCACCUCCACCCCUACACCAACAGGCAUCAUUCUCCCAACCACCUCAGUCCAAGACACAGGUCCCACAUACUCAGUUUCACCACCAACAGGCACCACAAUGGGGAUCACUCAUACCCACAGCCCAUUCAGCACAACCAAAGCCUCUACUUCCCCAGUGUCACACACACCCUACCACAAAUCCACAUCAACAUCUGCUUCCACCACCAUUCCCAAGACCACAAGUGGAGGAACUGGGAUCCCAGGUGCACACACCUCCUCUACCACCCCUAGCAGUCCACACACUCCUUUCACCACACUCUCUUCACCUACACUUACUGUAUCAACUACACCACACACCACUGGUCCCCCAUCCAUGACAUCCUUCCCGACCAGCACCAUUCUUCCACCUCCAUCUGGCCCGCACACCACUCUUGUUCCCACAUUUUCUGUCUCCUCAGUCACUCCAUCCACUCACCGAGUCAUCACUCCUACCCAUCAACAGACCUUUCCCUCGUCCACUCCCAAGCCAACUAGCACCAUCCUCCCAACUACCUCAGUCUCAGACACAGGUACCACACACUCAGUCCCACCGCUGACAAGCACCACCAGUGGGACCAGCCAUGCCCACAGCCCAUUCAGCACAACCAGAACCUCUACGUCCCUGGUGUCAUCACAUACACCCAAUGACAGAUCCACAUCAGCAUCUGCCACCACCAUCACUGCCAAUCCUUCAAGUAGAAGUACUGGGACCCCAGUGGCCCAAACCAGCUCAGUCAUUCCCAGCAGUCCCCACAUCCAUUCCACCACAUACUCUCCAUCCACACUUUCUGUCUUUUCAACUCACACUACAAGAACCCCCUUGGGGACAUCUUUCAAGACCACCACCAUCCUUCCUUCUCCAUCUGGCCAUCACAACACACUUUCCACUCUCGUUCCCACAUUUUCUACUUUCUCGGUCACUCCAUCCACUCACCAAGUCAUCACGCCUACCCACCAUCAGACCUUAUCUGUCUCUACCCCCAAACCAACGGGCACCAUUCUCCCAACCACCUCAGUCCCAGGUACAGGUCCCACACACUCAGUCCCUCCUCUGAGCACCACCACCAGGGGAACCAGCCAUGCCCACAGCUCAUUCAGCACAGCCAGAACCUCUACGUCCUCAAUGCUUCCUUCUUCCACCCCUUUCCAAAGCUCCAGCACCAGUCAGUUUUCCUCUUCUAUUACUUCUCUACACUCACCACAAAGUCCUUUAAGCACUUCUGUUCCUUCAACGAAUAUUCCACAGUCCUCCACACUGUGGCCCUGGACCUCUGCCACUUCUUUCUUGUCCACCUCAGACAGGUCCACCUCCUCUCUUUCUUCUCCAGUGUCCUCCUCUAAAUCUUCUCCCUUUGUGUCAUCUUUUCCUACUUCCUCAUCACCUUCCACCCUCUCUACUCCACAGUCCACCCCAACACUAAGCUCCAUCUCCCACACUCCAUUUUCGACUGAACACUUGACUCUAUCUAAGCCUGUGUCUGUUUCUCCCACAACUCUUUUCCCAGCCUCCUCCACCUCUUCUCAAGCCUCUAUCUCACCUUCCAUCUUCCCCUCUUCUGUGUCCACCUUGACCACGAUGCACCUCUCCACCCCAUCCACUAGCACCCUAGGCCCUCUGUCCACCCACCGGACCACAACCCGUGCUCCCUCCUCUGCCUUCUCAUCUCAGUCCACCACUUCCAGGUUCACUUCUCUCACCACCCAAGCCCACACAACAGGCCUCGUGUCAACCACUCUGGGAGUCACAGUCACUCCCAGUGCUCCUACCACCAACCUCACCACGAGGCAUCCCAGUUCUACAGAACUACCCACCACUGUGUUCUUGACCGUCACUUCUCAUGGAAGCUCCGCUGCUGCGACCCUGGGACCCUAUUCCACAGAGGCCCCCUCAGCCUCCUCCCUCAUUACAUCUCCACUCAGCUCACCUGGUGUGUGCAGCGUGCAGGAGCAGGAGGAGGAGAUCACGUACAGAGGGUGCACUGCAAAUGUGACCAUGACCCGCUGCGAGGGCACCUGCACUUCUGCUGCCAGCUUCAACAUUGACACCCAGCAAGUGGACAACCACUGUGGCUGCUGCCACCCCCUCAUCUCCUACAAGCAGCAGCUGGUGCUGCCCUGUCCGGAUCCCGACGCACCAGGACAGCAGCUCAAGUUCACCCUGCAAGUGUUCCGCAGCUGUGCGUGCCGUCCCUGGAGCUGCAGAGACUGAGGGGUGGGGCCUGCUCUCCUGAGCCUGAUGGGCUGAAGGACAAGCACCACUGCUGACACCUCCUCUGGGCUUCUUGUGCCCAGUGGCCCUUUUCCUGAUCACUAAGCAUGGCCUUGGGAAGGCCCUCGGAUGUGGCCCACCUGAGCACCUGUGAGGACAGGGCCGCUAGGCAGGGCUCUGAGCAAAUCCUCUUGGGCAAACCCUGCCCAAGCACGGUGGGACUCGGGUGGGUAGUAAACAUGCUGACCCUCCCAGGCGCACAGGGCAUGCACUGCUGGCACCUGUCAGUCCACAGACCCUCCCAGCCUUCGAAUGCUGCUGCCAGCCCUGCUGGAGACAAGACCCUGGAGAUGCAGCUGCAGAGGUACACAGGGAAAGGAGGGCAGCUCCCAGCGGGGACCAGUUGAGCAUCGAUACAGAGGGGGGCUCCCAAAGUCAGGGAGGGGAAGGAGCUGGGGUGGGCCCAGGUCAGCACCCGCCCCCUCGGCACACUUGUCCGAGGAGCCCGCUGCCUGCCCAUACAGUUUCCGAAUAAACCAGCUCCUGUCAAGGCACAGGGUGGCCCUGGCGUGCUC